AUGAAGAUUGCAAUUAUAUUAGGUUUUAUAGUGUGCUUGGUUAAUGCAUUUCCUUUGAUUUUCCCCGAAUGGACAACAAACGCAAUUUCAUUUUUUGCCAAUGACGGUUAUCUGAACAGUGACAGAUUAAUCAAAUUAGGCCCAGAAAACUAUAGAAUUGUUUCGGAGAACGAGAAACUAAACUUGAAAAGAAAUAAUAUCAAUUUCAUCGACGUCACUAAUCAAAUUCCCAUUGAGAGUGCAAUUGAACAGGGUUUAACUUUAAAGCCAAAUCCUCCUUCGCUUUGGCGGAAAUUUCAAUUAAUGGGUUCCAAACAAAUUACAACUUUAAAGAAAAAAAUCCCAGUAUAUAACUACCCUAAACAUCCUAAAUUUGCAAAAGAAAUAUUUAAUAUUUUCCAAUCGAUAGAUGUUGAGUUUAUGCAAGAAAAAUUAAGCAAGUUUACUUCUUUUUACACUAGAUAUUAUAAAUCAGAUUAUGGUAUUGAAAGUGCCGAAUGGUUGUAUCAACAAAUCUCAGAUAUUAUUGCUCCAGUUAAAGACACGGUAGUCAUAUCUAAGAUUGAACACAAAGGAUGGAAACAGUUUUCUAUUGUUGUUUCUAUUCCAGGACAAGUGAGUGAUAAAGUUAUUGUUGGUGCCCAUCAAGAUUCUGCCAACUUGAUUUUGCCAAAUUUAAUGAAAGCACCAGGUGCAGAUGACGAUGGAUCAGGGACGGUUGCAAUUUUGGAGUCAUUACGUCUUUUGAUUACUUCGUAUAAAGAUGGCACUUUCAAGCCAUACAAUACUUUAGAGUUCCAUUGGUAUUCUGCUGAAGAAGGUGGGUUAUUGGGUUCGAUUGAUGUUUUCACUAGAUACUCAGAAAGCAAUCAAGUUGUAGUAGGGAUGUUGCAACAAGAUAUGACUGGCUACACUCAAGGAUCGAUUGAUCAAGGCAUUGAGCCUCAUUUCGGAUUGAUUGCAGAUUACACUAGUGUUGAGUUGAACAAUUUCUUGAAACAAAUAAUCACAAGCUACAACUUCAUUCCUUAUCAUGAGUCUCAAUGUGGAUACGCUUGUUCUGACCAUGCAAGUGCAUUGGAGAAUGGGUAUCCAUCUUCAUUCUUAAUAGAAAGUGAAAUGAAAUAUACUAACAAGUACAUCCAUUCUACGAUGGAUACAAUUGACAGAUUGGACUGGGCUCACAUUAAAGAGCAUGUCAAGUUAACUAUUGCUUAUGCAUACGAAUUAAGUUUAGCUAUAAAUCUUUAUUAA
Molecule: messenger RNA, 1254 nt
Organism: Candida dubliniensis CD36
Lineage: Eukaryota; Fungi; Ascomycota; Pichiomycetes; Serinales; Debaryomycetaceae
Product: putative aminopeptidase
Exons: 1
Coding region: 1-1254 (417 amino acids)
Biological process (GO): proteolysis
Molecular function (GO): metalloexopeptidase activity
Source: RefSeq, a predicted model, not a curated record